GAUGUGGAGUUGUAGAAUUCAAAGAUACAAUUACAGUAAACAACGUAGUUAGUAAAACUCAUAUUUUGGAAAGCAACAAACUGUAUGUUAUAAAAAGUUCCAUUAGUCGAUACUCAGAGUAAGGUAAAAAAAACCUUCACAAUGUGUCUUGAAGAAACAUUCAAUAAAGCUGCAAGUUAUUUACAAACAUUGGCAUCAGAAUUAAAUACAAAUGAACUCCUUAGAUUCUAUGCUUUAUACAAGCAGGCUACAGUUGGACCUUGUAACAUUCCAAAGCCUACUUGGUAUCAAGUGCAAGCUAGACAAAAAUGGGAAGCAUGGAAAAAUCUUAAUGAUAUGAGUCAUGACGAUGCUAUGAAUAAUUAUAUACUAGAGUUAACCAACAUAAGUCCUACCUGGGAAGAAGAUGCAAAGUCUGAAACACAUGGUUGGGUUGCUAUUAGUCGUUUAAUAAACACAGAAGAAGAAAUAAAUGAUAUUGACAAAACCUUGUUGGAUUGGAUAAAAGAAGGUCAUGAAGAAAAAGUGCAAGAAUUGUUGGACAAAGAAGCAAAACUUGUAAAUGUAACAGAUACAGAAGGUUUAUUACCGAUACAUUGGGCUGCGGAUCGUGGUUAUGCAAAAAUCAUAGAACUCUUAAUUAAGAAAGGAGCAGAUGUAAAUUCACAAGAUGCAGAUGGACAAACCCCAUUACAUUAUGCAGCAUCAUGCGGGCAUAUUGAUGUUGUAAAAUAUUUACUUUCUAAUGGAGCUCUAUCUAUAGAAGAUAAUAAUGGUAUGAAACCCGAAAAUGUUGCUGAUGUUAGUACACUAACAUAUUUACUCAGUAUGUAAUAGUACUAGCUAAAUUUAUUUGUGUAUAUUAAUAAAUUGAAUUGACAAUUUUUUAAUGGAAUUUAUGGUAUGUAUUUUAUUAAAACUUCAUUGUUUUUAUAAAUUCUUUAUUUAUAUACAAAUAGAUUUUCCAACAGUUUUCAUUACAUUCACAGCCUAAGCACUCCUUAGGUAAAUGCGCAACUUGUCACAAAGUUAAUUUAAAAAAUCUUUACAUAUCAGAGUUGUUACCUAUUACAAGAUAUAAAUACUAUCUGUUUAAUGUAACUGAAUGCAUGGAGAAUACUGUAUUUUUUUUACAAAUAUUUUCAAGUUAACAAAUGCAAGAUGUAAAAUAUCUAACUUUCCCAUAAUAACAAGAAAUAUUUAUGAAUGCAUUUAAAUUACUAUUAAAAAUAAAACAAAGAAAGUAAUAAAUACUUCUCGUAUUUGUUAUUUGCAUACUAUAAGGAACUACUUAUAAAUAUAUGGUAGCUGCAACAAAACAUACCAUAACAAAGAGAAAUUAUAAGAAAAAAACUUGUUUCUGGUGUUUUUUAAUGUUUAGCCAGCUUAUGUGCUUGGUGAUUUGAAUAUUGUCUACUAAAUCUACUUAAUGAAUUUUUCAAUAAAAUAAAACAAAUAUUUUUCAAAUAAUUUCAUAAUAAUUCAAUGCAAUAUAUUAUAAAGAGUUGCAAAUUAUUUAAAAAAUUAAAAAAUACAGUUGAAAAAAAUAUGAUAAAAAGUCAAUCAGCUAAUAAUUUUAAAGGAAUUAAUAGUGUCCAAUUGAGUUCUCAAUGGCAUAGUGCAAUUGGAAUUUUAGGAAAUAUUUAUAAGUAAAAGUUAUAAAUUUUAUAAAGUAAUCUAUAUAUCCUCACAAAAAUACAUUUACAUUUUAUAUAUUUAUUUCUCAUAAAAAAUUGUACUAUGCUAUUGCUUAAUGAAAUUUAUGUUUAUUAUAAUUAAUGGAAAUAAUUAAGCGUUUCAAAAUUUGUUUUCAAUUUAAUAAUGUAUAACAUUGCAUAUAUAAUUCUGAUAUUAAAAGAGUUUUGUUUUUUAUUCACCACAAUUAGUGGUGAUAGUGAUAUUGAUAAAAUAUAUGAAUCUGUACAUAUUCGAUUCAUAUCACCAAGCAAUUAGCCAUAAGCGUCUAUUUAAGUUAGGCGACAUUUCCCUUAAUAGUACAAUUUAUUUGAAUUGGUCAUAUAUAAUAUAUAUGUAUAUACAUAUAUAUAUACAUAUGGACAAUUUCAUUUUACAUAUACAGAAUAAAAUAAAGAUUUGUAACAUAAACAAGAAUAUAAAUCUUUUCAUUUUCAAAUAAAAUGUUCACCAUGUAAAUCAUUGUAGCAUAUUAUUUACCAUCUAUGUCUGCAAUUGAAAAACAUUAUUUUUGACACUUUACUUCUAUCUAAAUAUUUGAAAAUUAUUUAAUAUGUAAUAUAACUAAAUAGAAGCUGUAAAUAAUAUAUUUUGUAUAAAUAUUAGGAGUUUUUAAUUUAUGUGGUUAUUUAGCAGAUUUCUGGUACUUUAAAAAGGUGAUAUAAUUUACCUAGAUGGUGAAUAAUGUGUUAUAAAAAUACAUAAUCGCUGUUUAUAGUUGUUACACGAAGUAGGUGUAUUCUUGAUGUUCUUAAAUACUAAUAAUUAUUUAACGCAAAAACAAAUCAGACGCAUGUUUAUUAUACACCUUCUUAAUGAAAGAAUAUUAUGUUACUCAAUAACAGAAAUUAGUUAAAUUAUCUUUGUCAAAAUUAUAAGUAAUAAGAUAAUUUUGUUUAAUCCAUUGCUUCACUGACGUAGUAAUAUCUGAGAAGUUAAACUUUUCUUCAGUUACAUCCACGUACAUAUAAAAUGUCUGCUAAAUCGUAAUAUAAACAUCAAACAAGUGAUUUCACUUGGAGAAGGUUAUAAAUGUAGAAUACAUUUUGAUAUUAAAUAUUCGAGUUAUCGUACAUUAUUAUGAUAUACAAUGUACAUUGUUUUGAUCUACAAAAUAAUUUGCAAUUGUUAUCAAAAGAUAUUUCAUUAUCAACUUAAAGGAUUGGAACUAAGCGUAUCACUAUGCUCGUACCUAACACCAAAUAAAUUUUAUAUUUAAAGUCGUAUUAAAACGACUUUUUUAAUAAAUAUAAUAAAAAUAGAAUCAUCUUUCUUUUUUAUUAUUGAAUUUUCAUAUUGUUAUUAUUUAAAUAAAUAUAUACAAAUGACGCGUUUAGGUGAACUAAUUUUAUGAACAAAAUCAUGCGUCUUAAACUACAAAACCAAUUAAAAAAUUUAUAAUACAUCUUUUUCGUUUUUUUUUUUUAAGAGUAAUUUUCUCAUCGGUUACAUUACGAUUUAGCGGAAAUUUUGUAUGUACAAAUAAAUUCGUAUCAUAAAUAAAUAAAACGAAUACAUUAAAGUCAAUGUCAAAUUAAAUAUUUGUUAUUUUGCAAACUUAAACGUUAUGUCAAACUAGAGAUCAAAAUGCCAAAUUAGUGUCUUAUUUUUAUAAUACUUUUUUAAUCAUUAUUGUAACAGGUAUAAAAAUUGGUAAGUUGCAAAAAUAUCAGAGUUAAAUAUGAAACUUAGGCAUAACUUCUUAAGUUAUUUUUAAUAUACAACUAACUGCGCCCCACUGUUUCACCCGUGUGAAAUACUAUUCUUAUUCUAUGUCGUUCGCGUUCGACUCGCAAGGGAUGUUCGGCAAUUCACACGCCUAAAAAUUUAAAUUUUUACAGAAAUAUAAUUCAUGAGGACCUAACCAUAGUGUUAUAUUUUACAGUUAAAUAUGUCAUAUUUAAGCAAUAAAACGGAUUUUAACAAUACAAAUGGACAUAAUAACACGUGUAAUGAAAUUUAAAUUUAAUAACUGUUAAAGGCUAAAAGAAAGGUUUGUCACGUGUGUCAAUGCUGGUUGAAAUUAUGUUGUUUCAUAGCAUUUAUGUGUCUGCAUUCGAUAAUGUUGAGUAAUCGAAUACUGAAUUCUAUAGUCACGAUGAUUGGUUGUGUAGGAUAAAGAUGUUUCAAAAAAUUAAAUAAAUAUCAGUAUCAAUAUUGUAGAGUUCAUUUAAAGCAUAGAUGUAAUAAAGUUUCAAAGAAAAGUAUAAUUUACUCAUUUUUUAAAUUUAUGUUUAUGCCGUAAUUAUAAGUGUAAUAUGGAUUAUUUUUAAACUGAGUUAUAAUGAAAAAGUUCUAUUGAAAAUAUUGUUAAGGUCCUUCUAGACGGUCAUAUCUGUUCUCAGUUUAGUUUCAGUUUCCACUAUCGUUUCAUCUCCGUUUCAGUUUUUCUUUCUUUUACGCAUAGGAAAAACUGACAGUUCCAUUGAAACUGAAACUGAACUGAGAACAGAUGUGACUGUCUAAAAGGACCUUUAUUUUAUCAUUCUUGUUCAAUUGAUUGUUCAUCCACGUGUUCGUCCAUGAAUUGGUACUUGAGUCUAUUUCGUUUUCCGUAGCCAAGAUGUUUCAAUUGAUACUUCAUGUUGCCACAACUUUUACAAAUAUUGCGAUUUGUAAUUGAACAUUUAUUUUUAUCAAAAUAAAAUAUAGCCUAUGUUACUCAGGGAUAUCGUAGAAAACAUUUUAAGAAUCGGUUCAGUAGUUCCAGAGAUUACUCGCUACAUAUAAACUAUCUUUCUUUUUUAUAAUAUUGGUAUAGAUUACAAAUGCUUACAAAUGUUUAAUAUUAACACUUUAAAUCCAUUUGUUGUUUUUGCUGUUUGUUACUAGUGUAUUGGAAACGUAAAAUACUUUUUAUAAAAUCUUUGAAGAUGAAUUAAAAACUUUGUAUAUGCUGUAAUUACGCUGUAAAUUAUUUGAUAAUUUCAAGCAUCAGAACCUCUAUUAUUUGUCAUAGAAGCAACGUUUCGACCGUUGUUUUAUUAUAAACAACGAUUAAUACUAAAGCUUCGUCGCUCGAGAUUACUAAAUAAUUUAACAUUGUAUUUUUAAUUAUUUCCUAUACGUACCAUAGUAAACAAAAACAAAAAAUUACUAAGUUAUUUUGUAUAAUUACGAUAUCAAUUUGAAUGCAAUUCUCUAAAUAUCAAAACAUUGAUACUUGAACGUAUAUUGAACUGAGAAAAUCUACAAAACUUACAUUGCUCAGUUAGAAGUUCUUUGUAGUCAUUUUCCGCAAUGCCAAA
Hylaeus volcanicus is the source of this 4943-nucleotide messenger RNA. Its product is annotated as acyl-CoA-binding domain-containing protein 6-like. The coding region runs from base 142 to 834 and encodes 230 amino acids. The record is from RefSeq and is a predicted model, not a curated record. The transcript has a single exon. Gene Ontology annotation, molecular function: fatty-acyl-CoA binding; protein binding. Lineage: Eukaryota; Metazoa; Arthropoda; Insecta; Hymenoptera; Colletidae.